Molecule: messenger RNA, 4819 nt
Organism: Tuber aestivum (summer truffle)
Lineage: Eukaryota; Fungi; Ascomycota; Pezizomycetes; Pezizales; Tuberaceae
Source: the annotation of a GenBank genome assembly
AUGAGCAGCUAUCUUUGGCGCUACUAUCUCGAGAAUGACGUUGGAAAGUUUCAACGUCUUCUGGCGGGUCCUGUUUCGAGCUCGUAUUCCCGUGGCGCCGGUGGAUCUUCAACAGCAGGGUCGACCAUAAACCCUCCCGUUUCGUCAAAACAGUACCAGCCGGCCAACAACGGAAAACCGAGACCGGGAUCCCCACCAGCGAAUAUCGUUCUCACGCGACAGUCAUUGAAAGAAUCGGAUACUUAUGGGAGAACUAUUUUGCACUUGGCCUGCAGCACUUCCGACAGCCGUGGUCUCCCGUUUGUGGAAGCAUUAUUGUCACAUUCACUCAUCGACCCGUGCAUACAGGACUUGGAGUCAGGAUGGACUGCGUUACACCGUGCACUCUACCACGGGAAUAUAUCUGCUGCCAGAGCUAUUCUCUCGAAUGACUUAUCCUCUGUGGGGGUUAAGGAUCAUGCAGGUGACAGUCCUUUUGAGGUGUUUGAGGCUUCGGUUCGUGGAAUUGAAAAGCUAUUUUCACCAAAAAGCAAAAGUGCCCCCCAUUCAGACGAUAUGGAAGACGAGGAUGAGAUAUUACCGGGUCGACAAAAGUCGGAGGCUUCCCGUUCUGACGAUGGCGGUGACGAGAUUUUCGCGUUCGGAUCCAACAAGAAUUUAACGUUGGGCUUUCCGGAUGGCGAUGACCGUUCCUACCCCGAGCGGGUACCAAUCCAAAGGGACGAGAAGCAGCUUCUGCAACUGGUUAAGGACAAAUUUCGUGAUGCCGGCGGAGAUGCCAAAGAAUUACUCGAUUCCGCAACAUUAUUUACCCCGUUACGUAUUAUAGAUGUUCAACUAUCUAAGCUUCAUACUGCUGUUCUAACCGGUGACUUGAGUAAUAAUCUUUAUGUCUGCGGGUUUGGUCGGGGAGGGCGAUUGGGAUUUGGAGACGAACAAACCCAGUUCACACUUCGUCCAUUGCCACCACCACUUUUGCCAAAGAGGAGAGUUACAAGAGUAGCUCUGGGGCUCGAUCACACCGUCGUUAUUUUCGAAGAAGGCGACGUUUGGACAUGGGGAUCCAAUACAUGGGGACAGCUUGGGUACGUCAUUCAGCGGAAGACUCUGCAGGACGAACCUAUCCAGACUACUCCACGACAGGUUUCCGGACCAUUGAAACGGGAGAAGAUCAUUGGUUGCGCAGCAUCGAGAAUUCACACAGCUCUAGUUACCGAUAAUUCUCUGUUCACGUUUGGCAAGAACGAUGGCCAACUGGGGGUUCUUGACUCUUUGGAUGCAAAGACGCUAGCAGCACAGACAGCGCCUCGCAAAGUGACUGCUACGUUUUUGACUGCAUCAUCUGAGAUACGCGAUGUUGCCGCUAUCGAUAAAGCUACUGCUGUACUUCUUGGGGAUGAGGAGGUCUGGAUUUUGGCCAACUUCGGAUAUUAUAAGUUGAAACUUCCUUUGCAAAGAGGAUUGGAUUGGAGUCCCGUAUUCCAAUUUUCGAAGCACAGCCGUGGCUAUUCCCUAAGCAAGAUUACUGGUGCCGGAGAUACACUAUGUCUGCUUAGUGUCUCAGGUGAUGUUUUCACUCUCGAUGCCGAGUCGUUCAUGAAAGAAAACGCUGGAAAGGCUCCAAGGACUGGCAAGAUUCCAACAGUAAGAGCUUGGAGUUUGAAGAAGGGACAUAUGGCUGCUAGGGAUGUAGAUGUUGGUCAUGAUGGAUCUAUCGUUUUGUGCACAGAAAAUGGGAGCGUUUGGAGAAGGGUCAAGCGAGUGAAGCGAGAGAGGAGCCGUGCGCUUGGGAUCGAGGGCAGCCGGUACAAAUUCGAACGAGUGCCUGGGUUGACCAAAAUUGUCGUUAUUAGAAGCAACAAUUUUGGAGCAUACGCCGCCAUCCGAAGGGAUCCCGACAUCAUGAAGACCGGAUUGCUGGUUGACGAUCACAUGCUAUGGAAAGAUCUUGAACCUCUCCUGCCUUUCACUGGUGCAUUCAAUAGUCACAAGCAGCCGGACGACAGCAAAGACAAGAUCAAGAUCCGCAAACCUCUAGGAGCACCAGAGGGAUAUGUCAAGGCUGUCAAAUGGCUCAUGAGUUCUUCUUUGAAGGCGGGACUUUGCGAGUACCUUUCUUGUCUGGAAUCUUCCGGAUCAGAGGACUGCGAUGUUUUAGUGUCAGCUUCAGAUUGCCCGGGGAUUAACAUCCCAGCUCAUAGAGUCUUCCUCGCUGCAAGAUCGUCGGUUCUGAGAAGCCUCUUUGUUAAGGGGCCUCGUUGUGUUGGCACUUUCGGCGAAUUCAUUCCUUCAACCACCUCGGAGGAGAAAUCACGAUUAGUAUUCAAGGACAUCAAACUACAGACACUUCUGAUUCUCUUGUACUUCGUCUACACUGACUCUCUUGUUGACAUUUGGAAUCAUGCCCACGUUCACCACUCUAGAAUGCAACACUAUAGAGCUAUCCGCUCUGAGCUUUCGUCGAUUUCCUCCCAAAUCCGUCUCGAUCACCUCGCAAAGGCCCUAGAAGUAGCACCUCACCUUUCCUGCUCCAUGGAUAGCGAUUUUUCGAAUGUCUUGUCGGGUCCCUCGCGCUCGGAAUUCGAAGAAUCGACGGAUAUGAUGAUUGAACUUGCAAAUGGGGAAAGCAUGUUGGUACACUCAGUCAUCAUGAAAGCUCGCUGCCCGUUUUUCAAAGCCCUAUACGGUAGUGGUGGGCGGUGGCUUAUGAAGAGGCGCGAAGAAGGCAUCGUCAGGGUUGAUAUGAAGCAUAUAUCGAAACCCGCCAUGGACAUGGUGGUCAAUUGGCUGUACUCGGACUGGGGCGUCGAAGGCUUUGAUGGUAUCAAGGUUGGGAAGGAAAGUGGAAAAGUUGAAGAAUUCAUAGACUUUGUUUUGGAGGUAAUGGGUGUUGCAAAUGAGUUGAUGCUGGGCAGGCUGUGCCAAGUCUGUCAAAAGAUUCUAGGACGUUACGGUAAAUGGUUCCCUGGUCAUCUAGUUUAUUCGUGGCCCAACUCUAAUUUCGGCGUUGACGAUAGUCAGCACGAGGAACGCUGCGCAAAUGUUGAUGGCCAUAGCCGGUUGCUCGGAAAAUGGCUUCAAGGAUAUGUGCAUGCGAUACAUCUGCUUAAAUAUGGAGACUAUGCUUGAGAAUCAGUGAGUAAUCGGCAUUUGAUAUCUUUGCACUUAGCUAAAUUGCCCCAGUCUCCUCGACGAGCUAGAUGCCGAUCUUAUGAUGGAUCUUGAUGGGGUCGUAAAGUCCAUUCAACAGCAGCUUUUCCCACGCUCCCGAACCGGAGUUCAAGAGGAGCUACUUCGAGAGAUAUAUCCUAAUAUGCUCUAUGCAGCAGCUAAGGAAAGGGAAGCCUUGAUUGAAUCAUGUAUACCAGAAGGAAAUGAUGCCUCUCUUUCCACUUCGCUCAGGAACGGCCAAGUAGGAAAUUACACUGAGAACCUGAACCCUUUCGGAUCUUCUCAUUCACAAAAGGGGAAAGGGAAAGCGAGCAAGGAGUCUAUCAAAACAGGAACCAGCGCGACUGUCGAGCCACAUGCGAGUGGGGAAAUGAUCUUCGAUAUGGAUGGAGAGGGCUCGGGAAUUGGUUUUGCUCCUGAGGCACCCAAGACUGAGGAAAUGGGACUUCAAAAUGCAUGGGCUUCUCCGGAGACUCUGUCCGGAGUUGCCCAGACGGGAUGGUAUCCUAGUCCAACCUCCGGUAUCCCAAGAACGUCAGGUGGUUGGGUGGAUGUAAAGGGAAAAGGGAUUGAUAUCCCUUUACCCAACCCAGGCUUGCAGUUUCCCGCUGGUGACUCGCCUCCUUCACAUGAAUCUUCUACUCCGGCUAAAGCCCUGAUUACACCACCCAAACCAUGGGGAGCUUCUCCGGUCUUAUUAGGAGGCGAGAAGCUAGAUAUGAAGCAGAUAAUGGAGCAAGCAUCUUCAUCGAAGAAAUCGGAUUUGUCCAUCGGUCUGUCCGAAGAAAAGCUCACUCCCACUAGGUUAUCGCAAAAGGAGCGAAAGCGACAGGCAGCACUCGCCGCAGCUGCAUCUCCGGAGCUAGCCAUUCCUACACAGACCCAAAAGCCGAGCACGGACUCUGCGAAGCCCGCAUGGUUACCUGUGAAUACUGGUGUGCGAGUCAGUCUCAAGGAGGUCCUAGCCAGCGAAGUCUCUGUACCUGCGCCCGACACGCCGAUUCUAAGGACGCCAAAACAGGGAACCGGAGACAGUUGUGAGCGGACUGUGAGUCGAACGGUGUCGACACCAAUCCCAUCGGCAGUUUUACCCACCUUACCAAUAGCUCAAGCCACACGUUCUUCACUGCCAGUCCUAAGCACAUCCAAUCCGCCGCCAGAGGCAGUAACCUCUACCGUUCGUUCGCAGUCUGCGACGCUCCGAAGGCCGGCAUCUGCGGCGUCCGUGGAGCCAACACCCAAACUAUCACUUGCAGACAUCAUCUCCGAGGAAGAGGCCCAUAAGGAGCUCUUCCGCGAGCACACUGCGAAACGAAGCCUCCAAGAGAUCCAAGAAGAGCAGGAAUUCAUGAGAUGGUGGGAUGCAGAAUGUGAGCGAGUGAGGCUUGAGACAGCGGCAGCUGCGGAAAAGUCAGUACAGCGUGGUGGUAUGAAGUCUCGGGGCAGGUGUGGGAGUGGUGGCGACCGAAAGGAUGGCCAAGGGGGAGGGGGAGGGGGUGCGGGUGGUGGUGGAGGUGGAGGUGAAGACGCGGGUGGCAGUUACAGUAGUAGCAGUGGGAGGGGUAAAGGGCGUAGGGGGCGAGGUGGAGGUAGGACUGGAGGCGGGAGUUCUGGGGAGGUGACAAAAGUUGGAGGCCUGAGUAAAUAA